GUGCAUUCGUAAAUGUCUUAUUAUAAUGGCGGAUAAGAAUCAAUUUGACGGAGAGAGUGAAGAAAUUAACCGGGAAAACAUUCAAAACGGAGGUGACAUCUCUAAUAAUAACUAUACAGAUUCAGUUGAAGUAUCAGAAAAUCCAGAGAGAGAAAUAACCCAGACAGAUCAUCUCAAUAAGCGACUUUUAUCAGCGUUUUUAGACAAGUUGAAUGAUAAAGGGGCAGAUAACUCUAAUACAUUAGUAGAAGAGGAGGAUUCUUGGGAAGAAGAACAACCAGGACAUUGAUUAUCGAUUCCUCUGAAGAUAUAUGGAGAUGGCAAAACAAAUAGGACGAGUAAUUGUUAUCGGGCUUAGUGGGACAACAAAUAGUGGAAAAUCUACUCUUGCUGGAAAACUUGUGAACAAAUUACCUAAUAGUGUAAAAAUUUGCCAAGAUACAUAUUUCCUGUCACCGGAUGACCCAAGAUUGGAGCCAAUUUAUAUACCUGAGGUUAAUCAUCAUAACUGGGAAGAUUUCAGGUCUUUAGAGAUGGACAAGAUGGUGAAUGAAGUACAACUAAUGAUAUCAAGAUAUGAACAGCAGGGCAGGGGAGAUAAUCACAACAUGCUUAUUAUUGUAGAAGGGUUCUCUAUCUUUGGCUGGAGUCCACUCACUAAAUUGUUUGACAAGAAAUAUUUCCUAUCUGUAGACAGAGAUGUUUGUUUUGAAAGGAGAAAAUAUAGAGAAUAUAAUCCCCCUGAUGUACCAGGAUACUUUGAAAAAGUAGUUUGGCCCAUGCACCUUAAAUAUUUAAACACUUUAAAAGAACAGGAAGAUAUUGUAUAUCUCGACGGAAAUGAGCAGUCUUCAUUGGACAAAAAUAUUUCCAGAAUAUUGUCAGAUAUAUCAAAGAUAAUGACUUGUGAUGAGAAAACACCUUCAGAUGUAUGAAAAUAGUCAUUAUGUCUGUGCCAAAGUACUUGUAUGAUGUUGUUAAAUAUAUUGUUAUGCCAUGACAUCUAUUUUAUGUUCUGUUUUGAACUGAA
Ruditapes philippinarum (Manila clam) is the source of this 1030-nucleotide messenger RNA. Its product is annotated as nicotinamide riboside kinase 2-like. Bases 312 to 935 code for a protein of 207 amino acids. Gene Ontology annotation, cellular component: cytoplasm. NCBI's taxonomy places the organism in Eukaryota, Metazoa, Mollusca, Bivalvia, Venerida, Veneridae. The record is from RefSeq and is a predicted model, not a curated record. The transcript is spliced from 7 exons.